UUUCUUAUUCCCUAUAUCCUCUUCUUAAUCAUUGCUGGAAUGCCCCUGUUCUAUAUGGAAUUAGCACUGGGACAGUACAACCGAGAAGGGGCUGCCACUGUGUGGAAAAUCUGUCCAGUUUUCAAAGGUGUAGGCUAUGCAGUGAUACUCAUAGCUCUUUACGUGGGUUUCUACUACAACGUUAUCAUAGCUUGGUCUCUGUAUUAUCUAUUUUCAUCAUUCACAUUUGAGCUCCCCUGGACAAACUGCGACAACAGUUGGAACAGCCCAAACUGUACAGAUCCCAAACUCUUCAAUGCAUCAGUGCUUGGCAAUGGUACCAAAUACUCAAAGUACAAGCUCACUCCUGCAGCUGAAUUUUAUGAGCGAGGAGUUCUGCACCUGCAUGAAAGCCGUGGAAUCCAUGACCUUGGCUUGCCUCGCUGGCAACUCUCCCUCUGCCUCUUGGUGGUGGUAAUCAUUCUUUUCUUUAGUCUGUGGAAAGGCGUGAAGACUUCGGGAAAGGUCGUUUGGAUAACAGCCACUCUGCCUUAUGUUGUAUUGUUUGUCUUGUUAAUACAUGGAAUAACCCUGCCUGGUGCAUACAACGGAAUAAAUGCAUACCUGCACAUAGAUUUCAGAAGAUUGAAAGAAGCCACAGUAUGGAUUGAUGCAGCUACUCAGAUAUUUUACUCCUUAGGAGCUGGGUUUGGCGUUUUAAUUGCAUUUGCCAGUUACAAUAAGUUUGACAACAACUGUUACAGGGAUGCUUUGCUGACUAGUACCAUUAACUGUGUCACAAGCUUCAUCUCAGGAUUUGCAAUUUUCUCCAUAUUGGGCUACAUGGCUCAUGAGCACAAAGUUAAAAUUGAGGAUGUAGCCACUGAAGGAGCUGGUUUAGUUUUCAUCCUGUAUCCAGAGGCAAUUUCAACUCUUUCGGGAUCUACAUUUUGGGCUGUUGUAUUCUUCAUCAUGCUCCUUACUCUUGGCAUCGACAGUUCUAUGGGUGGAAUGGAGGCUGUCAUCACUGGCUUGGCAGAUGAUUUCCAAAUUCUGAAGCAGCAUAGAAAGCUCUUUACCUUUGGUGUUUCUUUUGGCACUUUCCUACUUGCCCUUUUUUGCAUCACAAACGGUGGAAUUUAUGUGCUUACACUCCUGGACACAUUUGCAGCUGGGACUUCGAUAUUGUUUGCUGUUCUAAUGGAGGCAAUUGGAGUUUCGUGGUUUUAUGGUGUGGACAGAUUCAGUGAAGAUAUCCAACAAAUGAUGGGCUUCAAGCCAGGCCUCUACUGGAGACUGUGCUGGAAAUUUGUUAGCCCUGCUUUUUUAUUGUUUGUUGUCAUAGUCAGCAUAAUAAAUUUCAAACCUUUGACCUACGAUGACUACACCUUCCCUCUCUGGGCAAAUCGCAUUGGCUGGGGAAUAGCAUUAUCUUCAAUGAUACUUGUGCCUGCCUAUAUUAUCUAUAAAUUUAUGAAUGUGCGUGGGACCUUUAAAGAAAGACUAGCUUACUGCAUCACACCUGAAAAUGAGCACCAACUCGUGGCCCAAGGAAAUGUCAGGCAGUUUAAGCUUCAACACUGGCUAACAAUAUGACAACCAACAGGUUGAGGAAAAAGCCAAUACGUUAAGCUAAACUGGGAAUACAGAAAAGUUCAAAGCUCCCUCAAUUAUGCUUGGACCAGGCUGGCUCAGAGCUUAUCUACUGACUCUUUGAGGGAAGACAUCUGCUCUCUGUUCUCAAUGCCUCCCUUCUAUUACUUGGCUUCAAAUGAUCUUUAAAGACUCCGUUUUAUUUUUCUUAUAUCCUUUGGUGCCACGAGAUCCCUACAUGACCAAACCUUGUGAGUUUUGCUAUUGGCAGAUGGGGGGGGGGAGGAGGGGGUGGGCAGGGAGCAGAGAAAAAAGCAAUCAGCAUAAGUUAAAUGCUCUUUUAUCGUGAAGAAGUGAAUUAAACUUUUCUGACAGUAAUAAUUACUUCAGAUAUUCAUGCCACAACCCAUUUUAAACCAACACAACCUGAACAUUCUAGAUCUAAGGAAAGAGUACAUCUCAAUUAUGAGGAAAGAGCAACUUUAACUACGUACUACUGUCAGCUUUCUUGCCAUAUUAUCCUUUGGGAUAUGAGUUUGCAUCCUUCUGAAGCAAAGUCUCAGUGUUUCAUUUUCAGUAGUUUGUUACUAGUUUCUUCUCUUGGUGAAGAAGGUUGUCUCUGCUGUCUAUGUCCAUGCCAUUUUCUGUCCAGUUUAAUUAUACAAGCCGAAGAGCAGCAGAAACAGAAUUCUUGUUACAGCUAGGUACAGAAUACAGUUUAAUACCACGCUCUACUUAAUGAAAAAUAUAUUCCCUUAUAUCAACAAUUAAAAUGGCUUUAUCA
Molecule: messenger RNA, 2356 nt
Organism: Balearica regulorum gibbericeps (East African grey crowned-crane)
Lineage: Eukaryota; Metazoa; Chordata; Aves; Gruiformes; Gruidae
Source: RefSeq, a predicted model, not a curated record